AUGCUCCUAUCCAAUACCCUCACUGUUCUUUCAGCAGAGGCUGAUAUGGAGCAUUUGAAUCAAGCACUGUCAUAUGGCACGCAGCAUAUUCCUGUCAUUGCUACGUAUGUCGUGUACCCUGCUUACACAAAUUUCGGAAUGGCUGAUCCAUACAAGUGGAACACCACAUACUCCACUACCAAGGCUCCCUCUAAAGAGCCUGCUCCCGAUUUUGAACCUUUCAACUUCCUCCUCACGCACACUAUUUGCCUGGUCACAGCAUACUCAGAGUCUGUUGAGGGUCUUCGUACAACCCUCGACUCCCUCGCCACGACAGACUAUCCUAACAGCCACAAACUCAUUCUGGUCAUCGUGGAUGGUAUAGUCAAGGGUGCUGGGAACACAAUGACCAUGCCAGAGAUCUGUCUGUCGAUGAUGAAAGACUUUAUCAUCCAACCCCAUGAUGUCGAGACGCACUCCUAUGUCGCCAUUGCAGAUGGGCACAAGCGUCACAACAUGGCCAAGGUCUAUGCCAGUUUCUACGACUAUGAUGAUGCCUCAGUUGAACGGUCGAAGCAGCAGUGCAUCCCCAUGGUUGUCGUCGCUAAGGUUGGCAACCUGCUUGAAGCUAAUGAUGCAAAACCUGGAAACAGAGGCAAGCAUGACUCACAGAUCGUGCUCAUGGCGUUCUUGCAGAAAGUCAUGUUUGAUGAGCGGAUGACGACAUUUGAGUAUGAGUUCUUCAACUAUAGCAAGGUGUUCCUGGAUUCGCUAACGUGCAUGGUAUCAUGUAUGGUUGUGGAUAUUGAGAUCAUGGGGCUGUGUGGAGAGAUGAAGAUUGCGAACAAGGCGGAUAAUUUCAUGACAAUGAUGCAGGUCUUCAAAUACUACAUCUCACACCUUCCGCGUGUUGCUCUCCCAAUGUCGUCGCUGGAUUAA
This is a messenger RNA of Suillus paluster, 918 nucleotides long. Its product is annotated as chitin synthase-domain-containing protein. Gene Ontology annotation, cellular component: cell periphery; cell septum. The record is from RefSeq and is a predicted model, not a curated record. The transcript has 4 exons. Gene Ontology annotation, molecular function: chitin synthase activity. The coding region runs from base 1 to 918 and encodes 305 amino acids. NCBI's taxonomy places the organism in Eukaryota, Fungi, Basidiomycota, Agaricomycetes, Boletales, Suillaceae.